Molecule: messenger RNA, 2217 nt
Organism: Capronia epimyces CBS 606.96
Lineage: Eukaryota; Fungi; Ascomycota; Eurotiomycetes; Chaetothyriales; Herpotrichiellaceae
Product: NADH-ubiquinone oxidoreductase 78 kDa subunit, mitochondrial
Exons: 3
Coding region: 1-2217 (738 amino acids)
Biological process (GO): ATP synthesis coupled electron transport
Cellular component (GO): membrane
Molecular function (GO): NADH dehydrogenase (ubiquinone) activity; iron-sulfur cluster binding
Source: RefSeq, a predicted model, not a curated record
AUGCGGUCUCAGCUUCUUCGCGCCGCUGCGCGCUCCAGGACUUGCUCUCUAUCCCGAAAGACGACCCGGACCUUCACCUCGUCUGCACGACGGCCCGCCGAGGUCGAACUCACAAUUGACGGCAAGAAGGUGUCGAUAGAGGCCGGGUCAGCUUUGAUCCAGGCCUGUGAGAAGGCCGGUGUCACAAUUCCCCGAUUUUGCUACCAUGAAAAACUCCUUAUUGCCGGUAAUUGUCGUAUGUGUCUAGUCGAAGUCGAACGAGUCCCAAAGCCCGUGGCCUCCUGUGCAUGGCCCGUCCAGCCCGGCAUGGUUGUCAAGACCAACUCGCCCAUGACACACAAAGCAAGAGAAGGUAUCAUGGAGUUUCUGCUCGCCAACCAUCCUCUAGAUUGUCCCAUCUGCGACCAAGGUGGUCAGUGCGAUUUACAAGAUCAGUCAAUGAGAUACGGCGCCGACCGGGGUCGCUUCCACGAGGUCUCGGGCAAGCGCGCAGUCGAAGACAAGAAUAUUGGACCAUUGAUCAAAACUUCGAUGAACAGGUGUAUCCACUGCACGAGAUGUGUUCGCUUCGCCAACGAGAUUGCCGGCGCGCCGGAGCUGGGCUCUACGGGUAGAGGCAACAGUCUGGAAAUCGGCACAUAUCUGGAAAAGAACCUUGAUACAGAACUCUCGGGCAACGUGGCCGACUUGUGCCCAGUUGGGGCUUUACUCACCAAGCCGGGAGCUUUCAGCUAUCGGCCUUGGGAACUCACCAAGUUCGAAUCGAUCGAUGUUCUGAACGCGUUGGGCUCCAACAUCCGGGUGGACGCCAGGGGUCUGGAAGUCAAACGCAUCUUGCCCAGGUUGAACGACGACGUCAACGAGGAGUGGAUUGAUGACAAGACACGAUUUGCGCUGGACGGGUUGAAAACACAAAGAUUAACCACCCCUUUGAUCCGGAAAGAUGAUAAAUUCUUGCCCGCCACCUGGGAGCAGGCGCUUACCGAGAUUGGCGAUGCAUUCAACAGACUGAAGCCUGCCGAAAAUGAAUUCAAGGCCAUCGCCGGACACCUCAUUGAAACCGAGUCCCUGGUUGCGCUGAAAGACCUGGCCAAUCGAUUGAACUCGGAGAAUCUUGCCCUCGAUCAACCCGGUGGCAGUGCCCCGAUCGCCCACGGUGUGGAUAUCCGAGCCAACUACCUGUUUAAUUCCAAGAUUACCGGUGUCGAGGACGCAGAUGCUAUCCUCAUCAUCGGCAGCAACCCACGAUGGGAAGCUGCUGUUUUGAACGCCAGAAUCCGAAAGCAAUGGCUGCGAGCGCCUGUUGAAAUCGGCUACAUCGGAGAAGCCUUCGAAAGCACUUUCCAGUACGACCACCUCGGUACCGAUGCUGCAGCCGUGAAGAAAGUUCUCUCCGGCGACUUUGGCAAGAAGCUGUCCACGGCAAAGAAACCCAUCAUCAUUGUGGGUAGUGCUGUUGCUGAACAUCCUGACGCUGCCGCCAUCUUUGAGACAGUCGGCAGCUUUGUCGACAAGAACCAAGCCAACUUCAUCACCCCCGAAUGGCAGGGCUACAAUGUCCUCCAGCGUGCGGCGUCACGAGCUGGCGCUUACGAAGUCGGCUUCACCACUCCGUCAACCAAAGUGGCGCAGACGACCCCCAAGAUAGUGUGGCUGCUGGGCGCAGACGAGAUUACCGAGGCAGAUAUUCCGAAAGAUGCAUUUGUCAUCUACCAAGGCCACCACGGCGAGACUGGUGCCCAACUGGCCGAUGUCGUCCUCCCUGGCGCAGCGUACACUGAGAAGUCGGGCACCUACGUCAACACCGAAGGCCGGGUUCAAGUCACACGGACCGCGGUUUCAUUACCUGGCGCCGCAAGAACAGACUGGAAGAUCAUCCGCGCGGCGUCCGAGUUCCUGGGUGUCCCUCUACCCUACGACGAUCUCGAAGUUCUACGAGACCGUCUCGAAGAGAUCAGUCCCGCCCUGCGACGCUACGACACUCUGGAACCAACUACUCUAUCCAGCCUGAGUAAAGUGCAACUGGUGGAUGCAAACAAGGGCGCUAAAACCUCGGGCAAGCCGUUCGAGCUGCCGAUCAAAGACUUUUAUUUGACGGAUGUCAUUUCGCGAAGUUCACCGACCAUGGCGCGCUGCUCGGCUGCAAAGAAGACCGGCAACCCCGACACGAACUUCCUGGCCCCAGGCGAGCCAGAGCCGCAGGUGUCGUACGGUUAA